AUAAUUUUCUCUGCAGCUGUGCAAUUUGGUUCAUUUCAACCUUUGGACAAAGUUCAUCUCCCAUCAACGAAAAUGAGUUUUUCCCGACGAUGUUCUUCUGUUAUGCCGUUGAAAGCCGAGCCAAAGAGCAACGAUUCAAUUGUCCCUUCAGCAGCAACCAUUAUUGCCCCUGAAUUAAGCAGACGUGUUUGAAAAGGUCGAGGUAGAGGAUUACGAAAAACUGGCCAAGUAUCUUCAAAAUGCUUAUCCUCUUGAGAUUAUGGACAAAGCCCUUGCGAAAUUCGGAAAUGAUAAUGCAAUUGCUUUCAGUGGCGCCGAAGAUGUUGCGUUGAUAGAAUAUGCACGUUUAACUGGCCGACCAUCUAGAGUUUUUAGCUUGGACACCGGUAGGUUGAACCCUGAGACAUACAAAUUCUUUGACGAUGUUGAGAAGCACUAUGGGAUUCGCAUUGAAUCCAUGUUUCCUGAUGCUGUUGAAGUUCAGGCUUUGGUUAGAAGCAAGGGACUUUUCUCCUUUUACAAAGAUGGGCACCAGAGUGCUGAAGUGUCAGGAAGGUUAGGCCACUGAGGAGGGCCCUUAAGGGGCUUCGUGCUUGGAUAAUUGGCCAGUGGAAGGAUCAGUCUCCUAGUACUUGCUCGAAAAUUUCAGUUGUUCAAGUUGACCCUAUCUUUGAGUGGCUGGAUGGUGG
Olea europaea var. sylvestris is the source of this 689-nucleotide messenger RNA. Its product is annotated as 5'-adenylylsulfate reductase 3, chloroplastic-like. Gene Ontology annotation, molecular function: catalytic activity. The record is from RefSeq and is a predicted model, not a curated record. Bases 260 to 568 code for a protein of 102 amino acids. The transcript is spliced from 3 exons. NCBI's taxonomy places the organism in Eukaryota, Viridiplantae, Streptophyta, Magnoliopsida, Lamiales, Oleaceae.